AUGACCGGACAGGUUGAAGAGUCACAUACUGCCGACGACGCUGGCGCAGACCCUCCAAUCAGUGCCGGAGGAGACACGGUGCAUAGUCCUCAUGUUGCGUCCUUUCCCUUCGACAAUCUCGAUGCCGACGCCGUCCUGCGUAGCUCAGACAAUGUGCUAUUCCAUGUCUUCCGUGGGAUUCUCACUACUGUCUCCCCAGUCUUCUCGUCCAUGUUCUCCCUCCCUCAACCCAGCUUUUCGCAUGACGGAGGUGGUGCCCCCACCAUAGUUGUCACCGAGACGAGUGAUACACUAGAUUCCUUCCUCAGGCUAUCUUACCCGCUCCCCAGCCCUCCGAAAUUUGCUUCGUUCGACGAUGCCAAACGCGUCCUCCAAGUAAUGCACAAAUUCCAAGUCGCCUGGCACUCGUCCCUACUGGUCCCAGCGCUGCUGCCCCAUAUCGAAAAGAAUCCGCUCCGCGUAUACGCGUAUGCUUUGCAUCUCGGCUUCGGUGAGCUCGCGCUGCUGGCAGCCCGUCAGACGCUGCUCCUCGAGGACCUCACCGAAUGGUGCGAGGAGCUGCGGGACAUCAGCGGAGAAGAGUUCCAGCGACUCCUCGUCUACCGCAAGCGGGCGGUCACCGCAGUCACCGCAGACAUGACCGCAUUCUGGUGUCCUCUUAACAAGUGCCCGAAACGAUGGACCUGGCUUGUCUGUUACACAUGCACGAAGCAUCGUUCAAACUGCCACUACCGCUCCGCCUGUGCGUGUCCGACGGUCGCGGAGUGGUUUGCAACAUUUUGGACCCAACUCUCGACGGUUCUGCGCGCUACACCGACACCGGCCGCAUUGAAGCUGGCUGCUGUGGUAACGGCGUUGCGAAAUAUGGGAGCAGCUGUGAACUGCAUCAGGAUCUCGAAGCUACAGUUGAAGGAGGAGAUUCAAGACCCACUUGAGCCGUAGAAGUUCGCCACCUCUCUUGUACAUCAAGUCUUUUUUUGAGAAGACGCUUGUCUAUGUCUACGUGACGGUGCUUGUAGCAGUAUAUAUUACUCAGAC
Dichomitus squalens LYAD-421 SS1 is the source of this 1038-nucleotide messenger RNA. RefSeq lists its product as uncharacterized. The coding region runs from base 1 to 942 and encodes 313 amino acids. NCBI's taxonomy places the organism in Eukaryota, Fungi, Basidiomycota, Agaricomycetes, Polyporales, Polyporaceae. Gene Ontology annotation, molecular function: protein binding. The transcript has 3 exons. The record is from RefSeq and is a predicted model, not a curated record.